This is a messenger RNA of Salvia miltiorrhiza (redroot sage), 2360 nucleotides long. Its product is annotated as myosin-binding protein 1-like. Lineage: Eukaryota; Viridiplantae; Streptophyta; Magnoliopsida; Lamiales; Lamiaceae. The record is from RefSeq and is a predicted model, not a curated record. The transcript has 4 exons. The coding region runs from base 221 to 2092 and encodes 623 amino acids. Gene Ontology annotation, molecular function: myosin binding.
CAAAAUGCUUACUUUAGAGGAACCCUCAUCUCUAAAUACUAUAUUCCUAUUAGAAUUUUUCAAACACCAUACUGUUACAUCCCCACCACCACUUUCUUAUUUGUGUAUAUGUAGUGUUGGGAUAUAAGUUUAUUUCACUUUUUUUUUUGUCUGAAUCUUGCUUUGUUUUGUUCUUACUUCUUACAGUUGAGCUUUUCUUGCGAUCAGGGUUUUUGAGGAAAUGGACUUAAGGCGAAGUUGGGGCAAUGAAUCUGGACAUAGGGUUUCUCUCAGUAUUGCUUCAGCUUUAGUUUCAGCAGUUCUUGAAUGGAUGCUUAUGUUUAUGCUCUUUGUUGAUGCUAGUUUUGCCUAUUUUGUUACAAGAUUCGCCCGCCAUUACCAACUUCGAGCACCAUGUUUGUUGUGCUCGAGAUUGGAUCAUGUUUUGGGAGAUGAGAGAGAUAGUUUUUACUGGGAUUUGAUUUGCAAUGAGCACAAGUCGAAGCUCGCUUCCUUGGCUCUUUGUCAACUUCAAAACCCCCGCGUUGGUAGUGAGAGAUCGUCGUCUCAGUUAGACCAAAUGCCUCAUGUAGGAUAUUCUCAGAUCAGGGAUAACUCCGAUUCUGAGUCAGAAUCUCCAUUUUCAGACACUCAAAGUCAUGAAAUGGAAACUCCGGUGGCUAAGUUCGUCUUUGCAGAACUUAGCCAUCAUAAUGUAGGAUCUGAGGCGCCUAUCGGGCUUGGUGGAGAUAGUAAAGACGUUGCAGGGCCUUCUGAUCUGAUAGAUUUUUCGUGUGUUGAUCCUUCUCCAAAUCCGGAUGGGGCUCGCCCCGUUGAUCCAAAGCAGACUAAUGUUGAUGUUGAAUGUGGAGAAACUUCAAAUCAAGGAGUUGACUCCACAGGCACAGAUGAGUUAUGGAAAGAGGUUAAGACAGAUCAAGAAAGCAACUUGAUUCCACCAGUUGAAAUUCAGAUGGAUUUAAAAUCUAAUAAAACUGGCUCUUUGGAUCUUGGUGAUGCUUAUAGAUUAGCAGUCGGCGCGAGAGGUAGACAGUUGUCGGGAAGAUUAGAACAGCAACGGUCUAUAACAGAUAGAGUUAGUGAGGAUCUGAAGCUCUUGCUGUCACAUAUAUCUGCUGCUCGAGGGCUUGACUUGUCCUCGAAUGAUAUUAGCCCUAAGGUAUCUGCAAACGGCGAAGAUUUUAGAGCUGUGGAUGCCAUAGGAGCUCAAAUUUUUCAAAGAAAGAUUUCACUUGAAAGAAAUGAGUCUAAUUUAUCUCUAGAUGGGAGCAUUGUGGGUGAAAUCGAAGAUGAAAGUGAUGCAGAUCGAUUGAAGAGACAGGUUGAGCAUGAUAAGAAGAUAUUGGCCACUUUGUACAAAGAAUUGGAGGAAGAGAGGAAUGCUUCUGCAGUUGCGGCUAAUCAAGCAAUGGCGAUGAUCACGAGAUUGCAAGAAGAGAAAGCAGCCUUCCAUAUGGAGGCGCUGCAGUGUGUGAGAAUGUUGGAAGAGCAAGCUGAGUAUGAUGGCGAAGCGCUGCAGAAAGCUAAUGUGCUUCUUGCAGAGAACGAGAAACAGAUUCAACGUCAUCAGCUUGAGCUUCAAUCUUACAGAAAUCGAUUUGGGGAUGUGCCUUCGUCUGGAUAUGAAUCAGACGAGUUGAAGGAGCCGAUAUACAUGAGUUCAGAUAUCAAGACAAUUGAUGGAACGCCAAAGAUCUCGUUGCGUCAGUUUGAAGAUGAAAAACAAUAUAUUUUAGAAUGUCUGAAGACAGUGGAGGAGAAACUCUUUGCAUUCACCAAACAUGAAGUCUACUCUGACACGAACAAUCGAGGCUUUUCAACAGAGGAAUCACUUGAUGUGAGUGCUUCUCACUCUCAACGUGAAAACGAAGAAUAUGGCAGUAAAGAUGUCGAGUUAGCAGCACUAAGACACGAGCUGUCUGUUAUAAACAACAGAUUACAAGCACUCGAGGCAGAGCAAAAUGUUAUUGAGUGCUCAAUCAGUGCACUCGAUAAGGGAAGUGAAGGAUUUGUAUUUAUUCGAGAAAUAGCAACCCGUCUGCAUGACUUGCACUCUGCUCAUGCUAUCAAAAGGAUGCAAGACUCAACGUGAUUCAUGCCUCGGUGCAUCUAAGGCAUCUUGUACAUCAAAAGGAACAAUUUACGCGUUAUUGUGUCGUCUAAGUUUUCCCGAUAACAUGUUUUCUCAGAUGCAAAACGACGGAAGCUUAAGCCUUGAGACGCAGUCGAGAAGCAUGCUGCAACAAAGCUGUAUAUGGAAAUGUUAUGUAUAGUGUCAUCACUUCUUUUCCCUUCUUCCAUCUUAUGUAUAGGAUCUGUAUUUUAUUACAAAGAUUCUUAUGAGGAAUUCUUGAUUUGCA